AGUCGCAUCCGAGCUCCGAUCCCUCCCCUCUCAUUUCUCUCUCUCCGCCUGGAAAGAUGGCUGCUCCGGCGGUGGUGAGAAGCUCCGGCCCGCCGCUUUGCCCGAGCUUCGCGGAGGUAUGUUCGUUUCUGGAACGAUACGGAGCAGCGCUGGACCUCCCCGAGAUGACUUUCCCGCUGAUGGAGAAGUAUCUGCGCGACACGACAGCAGUUCCAACGCCUUUGGUGGAGCUUCAUGUGAAGCUGCUGAGAAAACUGGGGAGGUCUGUAACCACUGACCGCUGGGAAAAAUACCUGGCUAAGGUUUGCCAGGAGCUGAACAGCACAUGGGCCUGGGAGUUGGAACAGAAGGGUUACCAGGAGAUGUCAAUGGAGUGCAAGUCAUGUAUACUGAAGUAUCUGUGUGAGUGUCAGUUUGAUGACAAUCUGAAGUUCAAGAUGGCAGUCAACGAGGAGGACCCCGAGAAGAUGCGGAUGCAGCCUAUCGGCCGGGACCAGCAGGGCUUGAUGUACUGGCUCCAGCUGGACCAGGAACAGAACAUCCGGCUUUAUACAGAGGAGCAGGAUGAUCUGGAUGGAUCCACAUGGAAGUGCAUCGUCCGGACACGUAAUGACUUAGCAGAGGCCCUGGAACUGCUUAAGGCACAGAUUGAAUCUGAUCAAUGUCAGGAUCCGGAACAGAACCAGAAUCAGGCUGGAUCCCAAAGCACCAGUCCUGCAGAGAAGGAUACAGCAAAUGAAGACGGUGAAGUCAAGAAUGCCAAGCUCCCCAUACCUUCAGUGGAACAAAAUGACAACAAGAAGGCUGACAUUUUAAUGGAAAAGAAUCCAAUCAAAGAAGUAAUAAAAGAGGAGGAGAUAAAGAAGGAAAACCCUGAAAUCAAGACGGAGGGGGAAAUGAAUCGUAAACUGGAUGCUUUUGAUAACCGCGUGAGCACGAUCACCGCCGUUAAGUCGGAACACCGAGGUACUGAUGGACCCAAGAACGCCGUGUCUGUACUCAUGUCACCCAGCGUGAGUUUAAUAAAGAUGAACAAGGAAGACGAGGCAGAGAGGGCCGCUGUCAGGUGCAACCAGCAGGCCAAGAUACCUCUGAAGAAGAGGGAUCUUAAGCUCGCUGGCUGCUUCCAAACCAACCACCUUAACAACACUAACAGCAGCAGUAUCAUCGUCUGCAAUCCCUCAGUGAUCAACAGUAAAGACUCUCAGGGAAGAGAGGGGAAGUCGCUGAACUCUUUAGCAGCACAAGGAGAUCCAGGAUCUUCUCAGCAGCAGCCGGUUGUCAUUGCAUCAAGGCAGGAAAUGACCAAUGGUAGAGCUUCUCAUCUGCCAACCAAAGACAGUCAUAAUGGGGUCAUUGGCCAGGUCGGAGUUGUCGGUCAUGUUGGAGUCAUCCGCAGCCCGUCUGAACUUCACAGACCUUCUGGUGCUGAGCACCUGGAGGAAAACGGGCCAAAGUCGGAACUCUGUAGCUCGAAGGCUGCAAAUGAAGGUAAGGAAGUGAGCAGGCAGUCGGUGCUGGUUAGAAAAGCUCAGCCUGAUCAGGAGACAGCACCAGCCGCCUCAACUCUCCCUCCUCGUGCAAUUUCACCCUUCAAAUCCUUGAAACCCCACGUUUUAGGGGGAAAAGGGGAUUCUCUUGGUUUCUCCCCUCUGAACACACUGGAAACCAGUGGUGGGGAAGACCAGAGCACCAAAACAGAAAAGACUGACAAGGGCAAGACCACUGAUCAUAAAAGCAGUGAACUGGAGGAGGGCGAUGCAGAGGAGAGCAGAAAAGACACACAAUGUGCAGCUAGAGAGGAACCUGGAAUAAACUCAGGAACAUCAGGGAAAGCAGACUCUGACUCAAGUGGCAUCAUCUCAACUCAAAAAACAGACAAUCUGAAUAAAAAUGACAGAAAGGGACAAGGGGUCAAUGGGGGGCUGGUCAGCGUGGUUAAGCUGAAGAAGAUUGGAUUUGUAUCAGAACAGAAAAAGGGGGUUCCUCUGGAGGAAGCCUCCUCUGAACUCCAGAAAGAAGGAAUCAGGCUAAAGAUCAAGAUCCCACCCCACCGGAGAAACAAGUUACGGAGGAAAGAAGGAAAGGAGGAGAUAAAAACCAGGGAACAGGAGGUGCAGAAGGAAGAGAGGAUGCUACGGAGAUCUGCAAGGAUCUGCAGAUCAUCUGCUUUGCCAAACUGCAGGCCAAGCUCGAAGGUGGCAGAGAGCCAGAGAAAAAAACAGCAAAAAAAACAGACACCACCUGUCAGAACAACGGAGGAAGAGGAGGCGGACGAGGAUGAAGAUGAGGAGGAGGAUGAAGACCCUCCUUCUUCAAAGAACCAAAAACAAGAACCUGCUGGAAAAUUUAGCAAGCGCAAGGGUAAACGAAGGCAUGGCCGACCCCGAUGGACCAACGUUCGCCCUAAGAGACACAAACAAAGUGAGGAGGGGGAGGUUGGUGACAGGGGGAAGAAACGAGGAGAGGAGGAGAAAGGAGAAAGUGCCUCAGAGGAGGAAUUCUCUAAAUCCGAGGAGUUUCCCGCUGAGGAUGCCUGCUUUCACUGCGGCCUGCCUAAUCACCCUGAACUGAUCCUGCUUUGUGACUUGUGUGAUAGAGGAUACCAUACUGCCUGCCUGCGGCCGCCGCUCAUGCUGAUCCCGGAUGGGGAAUGGUUCUGUCCACCCUGCCAACAUAAGAUGCUGUGUGAGAAACUAGAGGAGCAGCUUCAGAACCUGGACAGCGCUCUGAAGAAAAAAGAACGGGCAGAGAGGAGGAGGGAACGGCUGGUGUAUGUGGGGAUCAGUGUGGAGAACAUCAUUCCUGAGGGAGAUGGGGAGGAGGGGGAGGAGGAGAAAUCUGCCAAGAAAAAAGAUCCUAAAAAGACCAAAAAUCUGGGGAGGAGAUCAACCAGAACCAGAAAACACAUCAGCUACAGGUUUGAUGACUUUGAUGAUGCCAUCGACGAGGCUAUAGAAGAGGACAUCAGGGACCUCUGUAGCGGGGCAGAAACGGGCAAAGAGCAGCCCUCCGUUUUAUCAGGGGUCGUCAAGGAGAACCAGCGGCCCGUCAGAACCCUGACCCGGGCUGCCAGAAAUAAGAAGAAACGAAAACUGAAUGACCUGGAGAGCGACAGCACGGCAGUAGAGAGCGAAGAAGAAUUUAUGCUCAGUAACAGCUCGGAGGAAGAAGAAUUUGUUGCUUCAGGUGCCGAUGAUGGUGAGGAGGAUGAGGAGGAAGCAGGCAGCGAUGGCGGGAGCUUGGACAGAGGAACACGUCCUAAACGGGGUUUGAGAGGGGCACCUAAACACAAACCCAGGAGAACCCAGAGACGGGGCAGAAAGCGGCGGCGGAGACGGUCCAGUGAAGAGGAAGAGGAGGAGAGCGAUAUAGAUAUUGAUUCUGAUCGGUUUAGCGACAUGACGGACAGUGACGCAGACAACAAGAGGAGGGGCCUGAGGCGGGGCCAGCGGCAGCAGGUCAACUACCGGGAAACAUCGGAGUCGUCGGACAACUCAAGGACCUCCACCAAAAGGGAGCAGGUGAAACGGCGAGGCAGACCGCCCAAGGAGCGUUUCUCAAGCGACUACAGCGACGUGUCGGGUUCCUCAAAAUACUCUGAGGAGGAGGAUGAUUAUGAUGAUGAGGAGGAAGAUGGUCAGAGGAGAGUGGACAGGAGGAGAAGGAGAGGAGUGGAGGAGGAGCUUCGGAGCAGCAGGACUAAAGAGAAGCGGAAAAGAUUUGAGGAUGAAGAGCGGGAAGCAGGAAGGAGGAGGCUAAAGAGGAGGCAACUGGGGAAGGGGGGCGACAAUGACGACGACGGAAGGAGGGCAUCUGCCAGGACGGACAGAGAUGAAGAGGAUCCGGAGAGGAUGGGCAGGGGCAAGAGGAGAGAGAUGCUGUCGCAGCAGCGGCGCAAACGGCUCGCUCUCAUGCUCAAGAAGCGGAGGCCGUCGACUGACGAGGAGGACGAGGGACAGUCAGAGUCCGACUCGGAAGAUUCACAGUCCUCAUCAGGAGAUGAUCGCCCGAUCCGUAAAAGACUCAACCGCAUCGACUCGGAUGACGAGGAAGAGGAGAAUCUCAUCGAUUCGGAUGACGAAGCAGAGCGGGAUGAAGGACAAAAGACGAUGACUAGAAAGUCCUCGGUGGGGGGGCAGAGAGCUGACGACAGAAACGAGGGCGGUUCUCAGGAAAAGGGGACGGGCCGUAGCCUGUCCCCAUCAAACAGACAUCAGACCUCCAGAGACCCUCCAAAGCCUGGGACUGGAAGCCCAGCUGUGGGCAGAGACGCUGCAGCCUCAGGCCGAUCAGAAAGGCACAAUGGCCCCAAGCAUCCAGCCCCAGAUGAGGAGGAGGAGGAGGAAGGCCAGUCAGACUCAUUAAACUCUGUCCAGAGCAGCCCGCGGUCAUGAUGGCCGUGCUGGUGUAAAUAAAGGUCACCUGUUUUUGUUUGGUUCUGUGACAUCCAGAGAUCCGCUCUGAAACCGGGUCCAUCUCUCACACCAUCCGUCUCACUGUUACUCUGUGGUAGAACGCUACAUCCCAGCAGACGGACGGAACACAAACGCCCAAAAUCGUCGGACCAAAAGCCUCCCGACGGCUUGUCAAAGAAACCUUCUCAGACUCUGUCCUCUGAGGCACAGACCCCAUUGGAUCCAAGUAACAUGGAAGCAGCCGGAUCCUUCCACCGAUGGUAACCUGGAGUUGCGUCAUUUUGCAUCCUAAAGCUCUUCAUCCUUCUUAUCGCAGAAACAAACCAAACCCUAAAGGAGAUUGUUGGAUCGGACGUUUUACAUGGCGUCAUUCUGAGUUUAAAUUUCUCCUGAUGGGGGAGGCCACUUUUGACUUCCUUAUUUGAUAAAAAAGAGCCUCAGUCUCCAAUAUAGCACUGGCUGGACAAAAAAAAACGAAAGAUUUUAGGAAAUUGUGACAAAUAUUAAGAUUUGAUAUUUUAUUGGUUAAAAUAAAAAAAUAUAUAUAGCAGAUUAUUACUACCAGUACUGUUAUUACUUCCUAUUUAUUUAAAUUCACAAUCCAACAUGGGUGUUUUUGCAUUUGUACCUCUUUCACUUUUUCACAUUCUGUCAUGUAGUGAACACAAAGUUCAGCAUAUCCUUUCUUUUGAUUCAAGAAAAGAGAAAAUGAUGCAUGAUUCCCAGGAUUUCCCCUCUAGAACAAAGUGGUUUUCAUUUGUGACUCUAGACUUUAUAGAUGCACCCACCUUACCGCAGUAAAGGUGGGUUGUUAAAGACAAAAUCCCCUAAACGCUUAGAGCAUCUACUGUGUGUGGAAAGAAAAAAUGGAAACAGUAUGGGUUAAAUGAAGGUUUAGGUUGUGACUCCAGCUGGGAGUUAAACGAGUUCAUCAUGAAACCUCAGAAUGUGCCUUUUAACAUUUACCCAGUCAGACAGCUUAUCUUUUAAAAAUUUGGCCAUUAAAAAGCCCCAUAAAUUAAUCUUUGUGAAAGGAGAAAAAAGGCUUUUUAUUUUUUCACUAAGAGCCUCAUAGUUUCUACCCCAGCAGCAGAACUCUCUAAUAACUGUAGAUAAGCUGGAUUAAAAUACAAGGAGGUAUUAAAAAAGGAUUGGUUUCUCUAACGAGCUCCUGAUGCUCAUAUCUGACCCCCAAUUAUAAGACUGGGUGUCUCUCUGUCAUAGGGGAUGACCUCUAACCCCUCUACUGAUUCCAGAUUAGAUUUAGGUCUACUCGGGUAUGGCUGAAACAAUUAAUCGUGAUUAAUCGAUUAUUGAAAUAAUCGUCAACUAAUUUAGUAAUCUAUUAAUCAUUAAUAUAGAGAGUAAAGAGACUCUAAAACAUGCCUUAGUGGACAGCGACCCACUUAGAGCAGUAAUUAUACCAAAAUUGUAAAAAAAAAAAAAAAACACAAUAUGUGCUAUCCAGAACUCCUCAAGUGGAAACAUUUUAGUUUCAUCUGAUUUAAUUUAGCAAAAAAUCCUUAGGGAACCUUUUUCCAACAGAUUAUUAAUCAAUCAAUCAAAAAAAAAAAAAAAAAAUCAACAGAUUAAUUGAUUUGCAAAAUAAUCAUUAGUUGCAGCCCUAUACUCAGGUCUUUGAAAUUCUAAUAUGCUUCAGGUUAGAUUUAAAGGGAUGUUUACACACACAGGUGGACAUUCUGGAGGCAAAUACUGGUUUAAAUCUAUGCAUCUAGGAUCAGGAGUUACUGUCUUUUAGAAAAUAUUAAUGCUUUGAAGCUUGUGGUUCAAUUAAAAAGUUAAAGAGGUACGUUUAUUUUUGCAAAGCACUGUGUGAGGUUUAAUUGCUAAGUGAUUAUUACAUAUAUUUUUACUUUACUAAACACUGCCCCACCCCCCACCAAACAUUUUAUUCAAAUGUAAACUGAGUUUGGUUUCAGUGUUCAGUUUCAGGUUACUUUUGUGGUUUUUUUUCUCCCAAAACUUGGACCUGAAGGGUCCAUGUUUGCUGUACAUACAGUCUCUGCGUUGUCCAUUGUAAGAUAAUAGAUGUCCUGUUUAGUCUUCUUGUAAAAUAUAGUGUUAUAUUUUCUAUAAGAAGGUAAGGAGGGGGAUGCUGCUGCCAGUGAUGUGUUCAGAUCCACCUGCUUUCCGCAGUUUUCUUUUGAGAGUUUGUUGUGGA
Cyprinodon variegatus (sheepshead minnow) is the source of this 6600-nucleotide messenger RNA. RefSeq names its product remodeling and spacing factor 1 (gene rsf1a). Lineage: Eukaryota; Metazoa; Chordata; Actinopteri; Cyprinodontiformes; Cyprinodontidae. The transcript has 17 exons. Gene Ontology annotation, biological process: regulation of DNA-templated transcription. Gene Ontology annotation, cellular component: RSF complex. The record is from RefSeq and is a predicted model, not a curated record. Bases 57 to 4397 code for a protein of 1446 amino acids.